AUGUUCGUGUCACCGCCGUGUUUGGUGACAAUUUCUUAUCGACUAUUAUUUGUCGCUCUCAUUUUGGUGUGAGUUUUUUUUUGAUUUUCUGAUGAAGUUUGUGUGGUUUUUUCAAGUUUUCGGAAAUUUGAAAGGAAAAAAACUACAAUUAUGGAGAAUUUUUGAACCGAGACUUCAAAGAUAUCGAUGAAGGUUUAAUUUCUGCAGCUAAACAACUUUGGAACUUCAGUCUUUGAAUAAUAUAGAUUUUUCGGAAAUUAUGAAUAGUAGAUAGACUAUGAUCUUCAGUUUCCUAUUGUGAAAAUUCUUAUCAAUUUUAUGAGUGAUUUACUUAAAAAAAAGGUUCCUUGUUAACAUAAAUAUCUAGUUGAUUUCCGAACAUCUUUUACAGUAAUCUAAUCUUAUUUUUUGAGAACAAAACAAAUCGAAUACCGUUUUUGUCUUUUGUUGCUUUGCUGUCCUUGAUGCCCUUCUUACUUCUUUUUUUUUACACAAAUAGCCGUUGAGUAAAAAAACCCGAUUUUGUUUUACUUUUUUAUCAUCACAUCACACAUUAAAUGAAUAUGAUUAUUAUCUCAUUUGGAUAAGAAAAGGAAGAAAAAACAAAAGAAUGAAGAUGUGUUGAAUGGCAACAAUAACAAAGAGAAAUUAAGAUAUUGGCAGAUAUUGAUUUGAUUGCAAAAAAAUAUCGGAUAGGAAUCUACUUAUAUUAAAUCUUAUUUGGUUACAGUAGUCCUAUUGCAAUUGCACUUGCAAAGUGCGUAAGAUACAAAACAAAUCUGGGUUAUUUUUAUUUUUCAAAAAAAAUAUUGAACACUGAUUGCAAAUAUUUUCGAUCAAUCAAUCAAAAGUAAAUAACAACACUGAUUAUUAUAAUAUUAUUUAUGUCAAAUGAAUAAAUAAUAUUAUCAUGAGAAGAAAAUGAUAAAUAAUAAAUUGGUUCUUUUUUUUGGAUGAAAGGGAUUCACAUUUAUUUAUUUUCAGAAUUCUACCAAAUGAGAUUUGCGGCGGUGCACGAACACCAUUUUUUGAUUUAACUGCUUAUAGUGAUUGGCCACAAUUUGAAGAUUAUAUUAAAGGUGAAACAAUAUUUUCACGAGUUUCAAAACAUCUUUUUUUUAGGUGUGGCUCAUGAUAAUCCGAGUUUCGUUCAGUUAAAACAAAUAGGAAAAAGCCGAGAAGGUCGACCACUUUUGGGUUUGAAAAUCGGAAAACCGUCAAAAGAUGGAAAAAGAAAAAUAGCGAGUUGGCUUGAUGGAGGAAAUCAUGCACGGUUUGAUUGAAAUUAAAAUUUAGAAUAAUAUUUGAUUCAGAGAAUGGCCCGCUUUUCAUGUUGCUGUUUACUUUAUUGAAAAGGUUUUUAGAAUUUUGAGAAGGUUUUUAGAAUCAAAAUAUUUGUUUUUUUCAGUUGGUGAAUGGAUAUUUGAUAGAUGAUAAAAUCACAAAAUAUGUCGAUACUUUGGAUAUUUAUGUUUUCCCUAUUUUAAACCCUGAUGGUUUUGUAUAUUCAAGAACUUCUACAAGAGCUAUGGUACUAAAACAAACUAUUAAUUAAAUACGUUUUCAAAUUAAAAUUAAUUUUAGAUUCGUCAAUGGCGAAAAAAUCGAGCACCCGAAAAUUGUACAGGAACUGGAGUUUUCCAAACAGAUGUUUGUUGUGUUGGUGUUGAUUUGAAUAGAAAUUAUGACAUCGGGUAUAUUUCAUUAUUUUUGUAGAUCAAAAUGUUCGUUUAUUUUUCAGAUUUUCUCAAUCUUCAUACCCAUUUAAUAAUCCAUGUUCGGAUGAAUUUCAAGGUCCAUAUCCAUUUUCUGAGCCAGAAUCUCGCGCAGUUCGUGAUUUUAUUAUGUCUUCUGAGAUCUAUGGUCGAUUAUAUGCAUUAGUUUCAAUGCAUACACAUGGACAAUUAUGGAUUCUUCCUUAUAAUUAUCAAAAAAGAACCUAUCCACAAGAUUUCAAAGAUUUGGUAUUUAUUUACUUACUUUUCGAUUUUUGAAAGGAAAAAGAAUUGAUUUUUUAAAGGAAACAUUGGCUAAUCGAGCAGCUGAAAAAGUAUAUGCUUAUAGAGAAACAAAAUAUCGAGUUGGAACCGCAGCUGAUUUAUUAGGAACAGCAACUGGAGGAGCAACUGAUUGGAUUAAAAAGAAUACUCCAACAAAAUAUGUUUAUGUUCUUGAAUUACCACCAGAUAUGAAAAGUGAGGAGAAUCUUUGAAAUUCAUAAUUUUAAUUUAUUUUCAGCAUGGUUUGCUUUUCAAGUAAAACCACAUUGGUUGAUUCCAAUUGGAAAAGAAACUUGGAUUGGAAUUGAAGUUAUAUUAGAUCAAGUUAUUGAAGAGACAAAAGAUUUUAAACCAACUGAAUCAACUGCUGAUUCGACUGCUGAUAUAAGAUCUCCAAGAUUUAGACAAUUAUGA
This is a messenger RNA of Caenorhabditis angaria, 2414 nucleotides long. NCBI's taxonomy places the organism in Eukaryota, Metazoa, Nematoda, Chromadorea, Rhabditida, Rhabditidae. The record is from the annotation of a GenBank genome assembly.